Messenger RNA from Cricetulus griseus (Chinese hamster), 498 nucleotides. NCBI's taxonomy places the organism in Eukaryota, Metazoa, Chordata, Mammalia, Rodentia, Cricetidae. The record is from RefSeq and is a predicted model, not a curated record.
UUUGUCGCCACUGCGGCAAUCCGGGCGGCGCCUGCGCAAAGGGCUGAGCGCGGAGGGGCUGCCAGACUGCCCAAAGCCGCAGGGAAGAUGGUGGAAAACUCACCUUUGCCAUUGCCAGAAAGAGCGAUUUAUGGCUUUGCUCUUUUCUUAAGCUCUCAGUUCGGCUUCAUACUUUAUCUUGUAUGGGCUUUCAUUCCUGAAUCCUGGCUAAACUCCUUAGGCUUAACUUAUUGGCCUCAAAAAUACUGGGCGGUUGCAUUGCCUGACCACCUCCUUAUUGCUGUUGUAAUUGGCUAUGUCCUCUUAUUUGGAAUUAAUAUGAUGAGUACCUCUCCACUCAACUCCAUUCAUACGAUCACAGAUAACUAUGCUAAAAACCAACAGUGGAAGAACUACCAGGAAGACGCCAUCCCAGCGUUGAGAGACGUUCCCAUUAGUGAAGUAAACAAAAUGUUCUUCCUUGAAGCUCCAGAGCUUAACACCCAAAACUGAGCUGUA